AUGGGCAUAACUGGCUAUUUUGUUCUGCCGUGGAAAUGUCUGGUUGUUGUGGCUCUAAGACUGCUGUUCCUUGUGCCCGCAGGAGUGCCAGUGAGAAGCGGAGACUCGUAUUUAAAGGACAACAUCACUGUCAGACAGGGAGACAGUGCCGUCUUGAAGUGCAGUGUGGACAACAAAGUGUCACGGGUGGCAUGGCUCAACCGGACAACUAUUCUCUUCACUGGCAAUGAAAAGUGGUCUCUGGACCCCCGGGUGGUCCUACUAAGCACAGCAGUCACUGAAUACAGUAUAAAGAUUCUAAAUGUGAACUUAUAUGACGAGGGCCCUUAUGUAUGUUCCAUUCUCACAAACAAGAAACCGGAGUCAACAAAAGUGCACCUCAUCGUACAAGUUCCUGCCAGGAUUGUAAACAUAUCCACAGAUGUGUCUGUGAACGAGGGCAGUAACAUAACCCUCAUGUGUCUUGCCAUCGGACGACCUGAACCCACCAUUUCAUGGAAAUUUCGCUCCUCAAAAGAGGGUAGCAAAAUUAUAACCGAUAGUGAGUAUGUGCAAAUGUUUGGAAUUACCAAAGAGAUGUCCGGGUCAUACGACUGCAUCACUUCAAAUGACAUCUCACCUCCAGACGUGAGGACUGUUCAGGUUACCGUAAACCAUCCACCUGUCAUUUCGCGAGCUCGGAGCACAGGAACAGCUGUCGGCCAGAAAGGGGUCCUGUGGUGUGAGGCGUCAGCCGUUCCUCUGGCGAAUUUUGAGUGGUUUAAGGGGGACCGCAGACUCUUCAACGGACGCAAUGGGGUCAUGAUCGAAAACAAGGGUAAACAAUCCAUGCUUACGUUCUUUAAUGUUUCUGAAGAGGAUUAUGGGAACUACACCUGUGUGGCCAUGAACAUGUUGGGGAUAACAAACGCAAGCAUUAUUUUGUAUGGCCCCGGAGCAAUACAUGAUGUGAACAAUGCAGCCUUGUCGCCAACCAGCUCAUUCUUGCUUCUAACUCUCUUUCUUACGCUCUCAUUCCUGAGCAAGUUUUGA
Molecule: messenger RNA, 1032 nt
Organism: Xyrauchen texanus (razorback sucker)
Lineage: Eukaryota; Metazoa; Chordata; Actinopteri; Cypriniformes; Catostomidae
Product: opioid-binding protein/cell adhesion molecule-like
Exons: 8
Coding region: 1-1032 (343 amino acids)
Cellular component (GO): neuron projection
Source: RefSeq, a predicted model, not a curated record